This is a messenger RNA of Striga asiatica, 1244 nucleotides long. Lineage: Eukaryota; Viridiplantae; Streptophyta; Magnoliopsida; Lamiales; Orobanchaceae. The record is from the annotation of a GenBank genome assembly.
AUGGAGGAAAAGGGCCUUAUCUACGACGUGAAGCUGUCGUCUGUCGGGCCGGGCAAUGUCACGGGCCCAGACUCGAUCUUUGAGCCCGGGAGCAUGGGCCUGGCCAUGAAGCUCCACUACUUGAGGGGCGUGUACUAUUUGGAGAGACCCGCGUUCGAGGGGCUGAGCACGCUGGAGAUCAAGGAGCCAAUGUUCACGUGGCUCAAUCAGUACCCGCCCACGUGCGGCCGGUUCAGGAGGGCCGAAUCGGGCCGGCCCUAUGUCAAGUGCAACGAUUGUGGGUUAACUAAAUUCAAAUGUGGAGCAGCAGCCGUGGGCCUGAGCUGGGCACACGUCCUAGGAGAUGCGUUCUCGGCUGCAGAAUACAUGAACUCCUUGGGCCGCGUUGCCACCGGGUGUGGCCCAUACCGGCCCAUUAACCUCAGCCACACUACACCAAAGCCCGUAAACUCCAAUGGGCGGCCCAAAGUAGUGGCGGAACCUCUUUCCAUCAAACGGGUUGACCCAGUUGGAGAUAAUUGGACACACUCAUCUAGCAUCAAGAUGGAAACAUUCUCUUUCAAUCUCACACACAUGCAAUUGAGCCAAAUUCAAACAAAAUUGGGAGGCGAAUUCUCGUCUUUCGAGGCAAUUUCCGCAAUCAUGUGGAAAUGCAUUGCCAAGACUCGAGUCGAGGAUUCUGAACCAAAAAUCGUGACUAUAUGCAAAAGGGAAGAAAACAAUAAGAUGUCACAUUUGAGAAAUGGUCAAGUUGUGAGUGUGGUGAGUGUCGAUUCCUCAACAGCGCUGGCCGACCCUAGCAAGCUAGCAUCAUUAGUGAAAAACGAGGCAUUUGACGAGACUUAUAUGAUUGAAGAAGCUAUGGAGAGAGAAGAAGGAUUGGCGGAUUUUAUCGUGUAUGGGGCCAAUUUGACCUUUGUGAACCUUGAAGAAGCCGGGUUUUACGAUUUUGAGUAUAGGGGAGAAAAGGCAGUUAGGGUUAGCUAUAAAAUGGAUGGUGUUGGUGAUAAAGGGUUGGUUAUGGUGCUUCCGGGGCCGAAAGGUGAAGGAAGGUCCAUUGUGGUUGUUGUGCCGGAGAAUGAGAUCAAUGGGCUCAAAUUGGAGUUGGAAAAGGAGGGAUUUGGGGCAUGAUUUUAUUACAUGCAUGUUAUGUUUUCAUGAAUAAAAGUGGACAAGCUAAAUAAAAAAAAUGUACUUUGUUUGAUGGGUAUAAUUAGUAUGUGUCCAACUCUACAAAUUUUUCG